UGGCGCUGGGUGGCACUAUUGAACGAGCUGAGCAGAUAUUUCCGUUCUUCAACGAUUCCUGCCGAUUAGGCAGGUUACGUUCACAUGUGAAGUCUACAAGGCACGCUGGCACUUUGGUACUAGUGCAUCCCGAUUGGUACCUGGGUUGGCUUUCUUUCAGGCCGAGCUGACUUGCCGACAUCCGUGCCUUGGACAGAAUGGGUGUGUAUGGUUGUGUUGGAUGAAUACACGUACCUAGGUACAUAUGUACCCACCCUAUCGGGUGAAUACCUAGGUACGUAUAUCCUGCCAUGUCUCCAGGAUUUUUAGACGGCACAAAUACCAUCUCGCUGAACAUCAAUGUGGCCGAGAGAAUGUUCAUCAUCUCGUCAGCUCAAGGAGGCAUUCAGAGUUUUCAUGCUUGCAGUUAUUUGAUGGCCCUCUGAGUCUUUCCCUUUGCUUCUGCCAGGAGUUGGCCUUGCUUCAUCAUCAUGACGAAGAGAGACAAGAAGCCGUCAACUAAUCCGCCAAAGGAUGAUGGCCCGAAAAAGACGACCAAGCCGAUCACCAAGAACACUAUCAAGCUGGUUUCUCUACAACCCGACAAGCGGAAUACCAAGAAGAACACCAAGCAGACCAACAAGCGUAACAACAACCAGACCAUCAAUCAGAACCACAGUCAGCCCACCAGACGAAACAGACCACCUGCUGGAUCAGCGAGAGGUAAUGCGAAGAAAAAUGGCACAAAGAAAUUUAACUACCUUGUCGAAGAGUUGGAAUUGCCUGAUGGCAAAACGUACUUGGAGCUUGCGACAAGCCCCCCAGACACUGACGAACUCGGAGGAGGGGAGCAGACAUUCGAAUUUCAAGGUUUGUCCCAGUAA
This is a messenger RNA of Podospora pseudopauciseta, 863 nucleotides long. RefSeq lists its product as uncharacterized. Lineage: Eukaryota; Fungi; Ascomycota; Sordariomycetes; Sordariales; Podosporaceae. The record is from RefSeq and is a predicted model, not a curated record. The coding region runs from base 471 to 863 and encodes 130 amino acids. The transcript has 2 exons.